Cladocopium goreaui is the source of this 1570-nucleotide messenger RNA. The record is from the annotation of a GenBank genome assembly. NCBI's taxonomy places the organism in Eukaryota, Dinophyceae, Suessiales, Symbiodiniaceae.
AUGGCAUUGGCAGCUUCUAGUGGACGACUUGGGGUAGACGCAUCCCUGGAGCUUUCUUCUGAUGAAAAUGGUGGUUUCCGUCUUCCCUGGGGCAUUCGAAAACGACUUCUGCAGAAGGGGAUCUCCGAGGAGCGUCCCAUCAGUGGAGAUGAGGUGAAGGUUCAUCUCCAAGGAAAACUUCAAGAUGGAAACAUUUCCAUCACUUCCAGCGACGAAGCCUUCACCUUCGUCAUCGAUCAGAGACCCAGAGAAGUGAUUCAAGGCUUGGAGCUGGGCGUGCAAACCAUGACGAAAGGAGAAGUGGCCGAGUUCACCAUCGCGCCACGCUUCGCCUACGACGACCUGGGGGCACCGCCCUUGGUGCCGCCCGAUGCCACGUUGGUCUUCGAAGUGGAGCUGAUGGACUGGGAGAACAAAUCCGAUGUGCUGGGCGAUGGGCGCGCCAUCAAGACCAUCACAGAGCGAGGUUCCGGCAAGAUGAAACCGCAGAAAGGUCAAGAUGUCGUGCUCUCAAUGAAGGUCACGUCAAGAAAGGGUGCCGUGUUACAAGAACACGUUGAGCUGGAACACACAGUCGGUGCUCCAGACUUCGGCACCAUCUCGCCGAUCAUUUUGGAAGUCCUGCGGAGCAUGAGCCAAGGAGAACGCUGCCACGUUUUGCUGCGCCGCUUUGCCAGCGACAAAAUUGUCGACACAGCCCACAGUGGUGCAGAUGUGGACCUUACCUUGGUGAGAAUCUUCGAGAUCAGCGACAUUUCGCCCGAAGAGGAUGGGACUCUGAUGAAGAAGUUCCUGUCGAAGGGUGGAGAGACGGGAGAGACCUGCCGAGCGUUUGAUGAAGUGGUUCUUCAAGUGGAUCAAGUAACAGAUGGUGCUAAGGAUGUGAAGUUUUCUGGAUGCUGCGUUCUAGAUUUUCCUCUUGGAAGAGGUGUUGUCUGCGAUGCUUUGGACUUUGCCGCUGCUACAAUGUGCGUUGGCGAGGAGGCCAAGCUGAUUUGCAGCGCUCCUCUCAAUUUUCAGGAAGCCAGACUUGGCUUGGACAGUUGCGUAGAGAAAGCAGUGAUCAAAGUGAAACUCACGAGUUUACGUAGAGGUCCCCACUUCCAAGAGCUCCAAGAUUCCGCGUUGACGACCAAAAUCGAUGAAGCGAAAGAUGCUGCAGCAACCCUCUUCAAGACGGGCCGCUUUGCAUUGGCAUUGGAAGUUUACAGAAGGCUCUCGGCAUCUUUGGAUGGAAAGUCGGAGGUGCAGAAGGUUCAGAGCAUCUGUGAGCUGAACCAGGCGGCUUGCUAUCUGAAGCUAGCAAAACCACAUCGGGCCAAAGAACUCUGCGACCGUGUGCUGGAAAAGGAACCGGGGCAAGUCAAAGCCCUUUAUCGCCGUGCGUCGGCGGAAUUUCAACUCUCAAACUUUGCGGCGGCCAUGAAAGACCUCACCGCAUUGCUGAAGGUGCAACCCAACAACAGUGAAGCCCGGGCCAUGGUUGAGCAGCUUCGCGAGGCUCAGCGGGAGUAUACCAAGGAGGCCAAAGCGGCAGCCAGUCGCAUGCUGGGGGAAAAAGCCGAUGCAG